CGCCAGCUCGCGGUAUACGGGGGCGGCGGCGAGAUGAAGAACCUUAAGGUGGUUACCAGGGUAGUGCAGAAGCUCCAGCUCCAGCUCGAUGGGGAGACGGUAGUAGUCUCCGCCGUCGACGCCGAGCGCCGCCGCGCGUUCUUCGUGUCCUCCGAGAACUUCCUCUACUCCGUCGACCUCCCCGCCCCCACCCAGCAACCACUGCAAUGGAGCGAAACCACCCUAGUCUCCAAUGCAGAGGAGGUUGUCCUUGAACCUGGAGAUUACAUAGUUGCCAUGGAUUAUCUAAUGGAGAAGGAGGCUCUGCUGCUUGGUUCAUCAACUGGUUGUAUAUUGUUGUACAACGUGGAUGAGAAAACCACUGAAGUUGUGGGAAGACUGGAGGGCGGUGUCAAGACCAUUGCCUCUAGUCCUGAUGGGGCCCUUAUUUCUGUUACGUCUGGGUUUGGGCAAUUACUUGUCAUGACAAAUGAUUGGGAAAUGUUGUUCGAGACUUCUCUCAACCCUGAUAGUGAUCCUGCAGGUGAAAUCAACUGUCCCAGUGGUCAGAUCCAAAGUUCUGUUUCUUGGAGGGGUGAUGGAAAGUUUUUUGCUACGCUUGGUGGGCUUGAAGGGAGCUCUCAGAAACUUACUAUCUGGGAUCGUGAAUCAGGAAAUAUGCAUUCUUCUUCAGAUACCAAGGCUUUUAUAGGAGCAUCACUAGAUUGGAUGCCAAGUGGAGCCAAGGUUGCCACUGUACAUGACCGGAAGGCAGAAGGAAAGUCUCCUCUUGUUGUAUUCUAUGAAAAGAAUGGCUUAGAAAGGAGCCACUUUUCUAUUGAUGAGCCAGCAGAGGCAGUCAUCCAAGCUUUAAAAUGGAACUGCAAUUCUGAACUCCUAGCUGCUCUAGUUUCUUGUGGCCAGUAUGAUGCCGUCAAAAUAUGGUUCUGCAAUAACAAUCACUGGUACUUGAAACAAGAACUGCGCUAUGCAAAGAAAGAAGGGGUGAGGUUCUAUUGGGAUCAAACAAAACCAAUGCAUCUUAUCUGCUGGACAUUAGAUGGUCAGGUCAUCACGCACAGGUUUGCUUGGACUACCGCUGUCAGUGAGGCUUCUAUUGCACUUGUUAUUGAUGGUUCGAAUAUCCUUGUGAGUCCUCUCAAUUUGGGUCUUAUGCCACCCCCAAUGUCUUUGUUCCAUCUUUCAUUUCCUUGUGCUGUGAAUGAGGUUUCUUUCCUAUCCGAUAACUCGAAGAACCACAUUGCUGCUUAUCUUUCAAAUGGAGGUCUGUGUUUGUUGGUACUUCCAGUGGCAGAUACUUGGGAAGAGUUUGAAGGCAGCGGGAUAUCUGUUAACCUUUGCUUUUCUGAGUCAACGCUGAAUAACUAUAUGCACCUGACUUGGAUUGAUACAGAUACCUUGAUCGGUAUUUGUUGCCACAGUGACUCCUGCUCUUCAACAAUCAUGAACUCCAGUGGAGUUAGUGGCCUUCCAGAGAAACAUAACUCACCAUAUUUUGUCAAUGAGAUUGAACUUGUCUGUUCUGAGGAUUCUUUGCUAGGUUCAGUCUGCUCAUCUGGUUGGCACGCAAGAAUAUCAAAGAAAAUGCCUCUGCAGGCUCCAGUUAUUGGAAUAUCUCGAAAUCCAGCAAAAGGAGGUUCAGCCUUUAUUCAGUUAAGUGGAGGAAGGAUUGUUGAAUACUGCUCAAAUGUGAAUUUGUUUAGAAUGUCUUCCCCAAUACAUGUUAGUGAAGCCAGUUCUGACUAUGCUUUUCCAACGUCAUGCCCUUGGAUGACUGCUGUCCUAUGCCAUGAAAAUGGUAUAGUUAUGCCACUUCUCGUUGGACUUGAUGACAGCAGCAAGUUGCAUGUGGGCAAAAGGUUAUUGAGCAGCAACUGUAGCAGUUUCACAUUCUAUUCCAGUGCUUAUGGAGCUACUGAGAAGGUUGUGACCCACUUGCUUGUGACUACUAAGCAGGAUCUUUUGUUCAUUGUGGAUAUCAAUGAGAUUUUACUGAGAAACGGUGAGGUGACGAUUGAUAACCAUAUCAGGAGUCAUCCUCGAGGAAAGCAAAGCAAAGAGCAUAUCACUGUAUGGGAAAAGGGAGCAAAGCUGAUUGGUGUUCUCCAUGGUGAUGACGCAGCUGUCAUAAUGCAAACCACCCGUGGUAACUUAGAGUGUAUAUACCCGAGGAAGCUGGUCCUUGUUUCAAUUGUUCAGGCACUGGUUCAGGGACGUUUUAGAGAUGCAUUAGACAUGGUAAGGCGCCAUCGGAUUGAUUUCAAUAUGAUAGUUGACUACUGUGGCUGGAAAGUUUUUGUAAAGUCCGCGGCAGAUUUUGUUAAACAAGUCAAUAAUCUUAGCCACAUCAGUGAAUUUGUUUGUUCAAUAAAGAAUGAGAAUGUCAGCAGCAAAUUGUAUGAGACCUACAUAACAUUUCCUGAUCAGUGUGCAACCUCUGUGGCCGAUGCUGUAAAUUCAGAUGGCCUAUUGUCAGAUAACAAAGUCACAUCUGUGCUGAUGGCAAUUCGAAAAGCCCUUGAUGUGCAGAUUGAAGAAAGCUCAUCAAGAGAACUCUGUAUACUGACUACUUUAGCCCGUAGUGAACCUCCGCUGUUGGAGGAAGCACUAAAUAGAAUAAAAGCCAUUCGAGAACUGGAACUUCUUGGGAUUGAUGAUUCCAGGAGAAAGCUUUACCCAUCUUCUGAAGAGUCCCUGAAGCACUUGCUUUGGUUGACUGACCCAGAGGCUGUUUUUAAUGCUGCUUUGGGACUGUAUGAUCUGAAUCUUACUGCUAUAGUAGCUUUGAAUUCCCAAAAAGAUCCAAAAGAGUUCAUUCCUUUUCUCAAGAGUCUUGAAUGCCUUCCUCCUGCUAUUAUGAAGUACACGGUUGAUUUAAGACUUGGAAGAUAUGAAAGUGCUCUUAAGAACAUUGUUUCUGCUGGUAAUGAGUAUCAUGAGGACUGUAUGAAACUCCUCAAUUCUAACCCUCAAUUGUUCCCUCUGGGCCUGCAGUUAUUUACUGACCCAGAUAAAAGGCAUCAGAUUCUUGAGGCAUGGGGUGACCAACUUUCUGAAGAGAAAUGCUUUGCGGAUGCUGCAAUAACUUAUCAAUGUUGUUCAUCAUAUCACAAGUCUUUGAAGGCAUAUCGCGCUUGUGGGGAUUGGAGAGGUGUAUUCACUGUUGCUGGUCUUCUGAAGUACAAAAAUGAAGAAAUUAUUCAACUAGCCCAUGAACUAUGUGAUGAGUUCCAAGCACUUGGAAAACCAGGGGAUGCUGCUAAAAUAGCACUGGACUACUGUUCAGAUGUUGAAAGAGGUGUUUGUUACUAUGUCACGGCAAGAGAAUGGGAAGAAGCUCUUCGAGUAGCUUAUAUGCACAACCGGCAGGAUCUGGUUGACAAUGUUAGAGAUGCAGCUUUGGAAUGUGCUGCUUUGCUGAUUUCUGAGUAUCAAGAAGGAUUGCUAAAGGUGGGUAAAUAUCUGGCUCGUUAUGUUGCUGUGCGGCAGAGGAGACUGUCACUAGCAGCCAAGCUCCAGUCAGAAGACCGAUUUAUGGAUGUUGAAGAUGACAAUAUCUCAGAAGUCAGCACUAGCUUCAGCGAAAUGAGCGCGUAUACCACGAGGUCAACUAAGGAGUCAAGUGCUUCUGUCAUAUCUAGUAAUGCCAGCAAGUCAAGAGGAGCAAGGCGACAAAAGAAAGGUGGCAAGAUACGAGCUGGAAGCCCUGGGGAGGAGAUGGCACUUGUGGAGCAUCUUAAAGGAAUGUCUCUGACCUCUAGUGCUCUAACUGAGCUUAAAAGCCUACUUGUGGUUCUAAUACAACUAGGGAAAGAAGAAACUGCCCGUCUGGUGCAGCUGGCUGGAGAUAAUUUUGAGCUAUCUCAAAGGGCUGCAGUGAAGUUGGCUGAGGAUACUGUUUCUAACAAUAAGAUAGAUGAGAAUGCACAUACACUUGAGCAUUACGUGAAAAUGGUGAGAGCUCAUCAGCCCGCUGAUAGUGAAGCCAAUUGUUGGCGAAUCAAAGCAUUGUCACCGCCUAGGAUUGGUGUGUAACUGUGUACUCCAAUUCACAUGGAGUAAAUUGACAAGGGCGUUACGGGUUGUGAAAAAACUUUUUCAGGCCUGUUGAGUAGUAAGCAGUAGUCACUGUUGGGAUGGAGUGGAACGAGAGGUCGCAAGAUUGAUUUCGGUGGCAUUGUUUCUUGCAGUAGUCAAGGAGUAACUCGGUUAUAUCUGAUCAAUUGUAGCCAGUUUCCAAGAUAUGUAUGUGGUCUGGAUUAUCACGUCAUAGUGGUGAAACAUUUUUGCUCAUUACUCCUUGAUAGAUCCUGGCUAAAGCUGCUGCUGGGACAUGGUUUGCUCAUUAUGGCUUUUAAGACUAAAUGUUGCAGCCGAGGCCACCGGAGCAUCUACAGCUUUCGUCUGUGGAACAUUUUUGGUCAUGUAGUUACUAUGUAUGGAGUAAAGUUUACAUCAGUUUAUCUGAAAUUUCAUUCCCGAUUGUGCAUCAAAUUGGAGCAAAAACGUGCUACAUUCACGAGGUUUUACGUCUCUUUUAUACCAAAUUUGAUUCCCGAUGUUUUACCGGUAAGAUUGUUGGAAUUUGUGU
Messenger RNA from Oryza brachyantha (malo sina), 4591 nucleotides. RefSeq names its product elongator complex protein 1. NCBI's taxonomy places the organism in Eukaryota, Viridiplantae, Streptophyta, Magnoliopsida, Poales, Poaceae. The transcript has 6 exons. Bases 34 to 4035 code for a protein of 1333 amino acids. Gene Ontology annotation, biological process: tRNA wobble base 5-methoxycarbonylmethyl-2-thiouridinylation. Gene Ontology annotation, molecular function: protein binding; tRNA binding. Gene Ontology annotation, cellular component: elongator holoenzyme complex; cytosol. The record is from RefSeq and is a predicted model, not a curated record.